Chelmon rostratus (copperband butterflyfish) is the source of this 1443-nucleotide messenger RNA. RefSeq names its product acidic mammalian chitinase-like. Gene Ontology annotation, cellular component: extracellular region. The coding region runs from base 1 to 1443 and encodes 480 amino acids. The record is from RefSeq and is a predicted model, not a curated record. Gene Ontology annotation, molecular function: chitin binding; chitinase activity. Gene Ontology annotation, biological process: carbohydrate metabolic process; chitin catabolic process. Lineage: Eukaryota; Metazoa; Chordata; Actinopteri; Chaetodontiformes; Chaetodontidae. The transcript is spliced from 11 exons.
AUGGGCAAGCUGCUCGUCUGCGUCGGACUGGCUCUCCUGCUGCACAUGCAGCUUGGAUCAUCCUACAUCCUCUCCUGUUACUUCACUAACUGGGCACAGUACCGUCCUGGAGCAGGCAAGUUUUUGCCCACCAACAUUGACCCAUGUCUCUGUGACCACCUCAUCUAUGCCUUUGCUGGAAUGAACAACAACAUGAUCACAACCACCGAGUGGAAUGAUGUGACACUCUACGGACAGUUCCAGGCCCUGAAGAACCAGAACAGCAACCUGAAGACUCUGUUGGCUAUCGGAGGAUGGACCUUUGGUACUCAGAAGUUCACAACUAUGGUGUCCUCUGCUGCCAAUCGUCAGACCUUCAUCAACAGUGCGAUCACGUUCCUGCGUCAGUACCAGUUUGAUGGUCUAGAUAUCGACUGGGAGUACCCCGGCUCCCGUGGCUCCCCAGCUGAGGAUAAGCAGCUCUUUACUGUACUGGUUCAGGAGCUGAUGAGUGCCUUUGAGGAGGAGGGCAAGAAUACCAACCGUCCCCGUCUGAUGCUGACUGCUGCUGUCUCUGCUGGAAAGGCAACCAUCGACUCUGCAUACCAGAUUGCCCAGCUUGGAGCUGUGCUGGACUACUUCCACGUCAUGAGCUAUGACUUCCACACUUCAGGGGAGGCCAGUGUCGGAGAGAACAGCCCCCUGUACAAGGGCCCUGCCGACCAGGGCUCCAUGAUCUACUUCAAUGUGGACUAUGCUAUGAACUACUGGAAGAGCAACGGUGCCCCUGGUGGGAAGCUUCUGGUAGGUUUCCCCACCUAUGGCCACUCCUUCCUGCUGGCCUCCUCUAACACAGCUGUGGGAGCUCCUGCCAAGGGACCCGGAGCUGCCGGACCUUUCACUCGUCAGGCUGGCUUGCUGGCCUACUACGAGAUCUGCACUUUCCUGAACCAAGCAGCCACCCAGGCUUGGGACAGUCCCCAGGAUGUGCCAUAUGCCUGCAAUCAGGGAACCUGGAUUGGAUAUGACAAUGUUAAGAGCUUCCAAAUUAAGACUCAGUGGUUGCAGCAGAACAGCUAUGGUGGAGCCAUGGUGUGGAGUUUGGAUAUGGACGACUUCAGUGGCGCUUUCUGUGGCCAGGGAAAAUACCCCCUGAUCAACGCCAUCAAGAGUGGACUGGGAACUGGAGCUUCCUGCAGUGCUGGUCCUGGCACCCUGUCUCCAGUCACACCAACCCAGCCGGCUCAGCCGCAGCCUGGUGGCAGCAGCGGCAGCAGUGGUGGUAGCGGCGGCGGCGGCAGCAGCACGGGAUCCGGCUUCUGUGCUGGCAAGUCUAACAGACUCUACCCUGACCCAGCCAACAAGAGCUACUUCUAUUAUUGCUACCAGGGAAAUACAUACGUCCAGCACUGCAGCGUCGGCCUGGUGUUCGAUGACAGCUGCAAGUGCUGCAAUUGGACUUAA